Molecule: messenger RNA, 1590 nt
Organism: Cuscuta campestris
Lineage: Eukaryota; Viridiplantae; Streptophyta; Magnoliopsida; Solanales; Convolvulaceae
Source: the annotation of a GenBank genome assembly
GCCUAAACUAAUACUCCGUAAUAUUUAAUAUGUAAAAGGACUUAUAAAGCUUUUAUUAAUUUACUUUAAAGUUUUAUAAUCCGUAAUCAUCAUCCCAUCCCAAUCUCCAUGCUCCCAUGGCCAUGUCUACACUUCUCUCCCUCGCUCCCAACCCUCUAACACCCAUAGCCAAUUCCAUUUCAGAACCCAUCGUCUCUCCAAAACCCAACUCCCUCUCAAGAAGGUUUCUGUUCUUCACGAGCUCCGUUUCGCUGAGCUCUUUUCUCUACUUGCCCCUUCAACACCCGCUUCCAGUAUCUUCUGCCGAGGCACCACCUCCACCCCAGUCUUCAUCAUCAUCCUCUAAUUCUUUUCUGUCAGGCAUUGCCAACACCAAGUCUUGGUUCCAGCUCUUCGGUGAUGGCUUUUCCAUUCGGAUUCCGCCUCAGUUUGAAGACACCAUAGAGUCUGAGAAAGUCAAUGCUGGGUUGCUGCUGUACGGUGAUAAAGCAAAACCAAAGACUUUUGCUGCACGUUAUGCAUCUCCUGAUGGGUAGUAUACUUAUCUUGAUCUCUCUUGCUCAACCAACCUUUUUUUAUGUCUCUUAUAUUGAAACUUCAAAUGUUUUCUUUCUAGAAGCUAACGCUUGAUGUCUUUUGGUAUCUGCAGCACACUAUUAUUUCAUUGAAAAUUGAUGAGCAGGCAUUUUAUGCUGUUCUUCAGUGCUAUUUUGCUGGUUCUAAUUAUUUGGAACCUAUCUUACGUAGACAAUGGCUUUCACGAAUCCCUUUCAGGGAAUAAAAGUUUUCCAUUUUAUGUUUUGAAAAUUCUUGCUCCUCAUUAGUUGUCCCUCCUCAAUUAUUGUUUCAUCUAAAAAUACUUGCAUGUGUUCUUUAAGGAUAGAUCUGAAGUUGUUAGCGUUGUGAUUCGCCCAGCUAAUCAACUCAAGAUUACCUUCUUGGAGGCCCAAGACAUAGGUGACUUAGGUUCAUUGAAGCAGGUAGCUAAGAUAUUUGUUCCAGGUGGAGCUACUCUCUAUUCUGCCCACUCAAUCAAAAUAAGGGAAGAUGAAGGUUAUAGGACCUAUUAUUUCUAUGAGUAUGGACAAGAUGAAAGACACAUUGCACUUGUAGCAGCCGUUAAUGGUGGAAAGGCAUUCAUUGUCGGAGCAACAGCCCCAGAGGAAAGAUGGAACGAUGAUGGCAUCAAACUUCGAUCCGCUGCUGUGUCAUUCACGGUUCUAUGAUCAUAUGAACGAAAGAGAGAUUUUCAAAAGUGAUGAGAAAAGAGAUGUGUUAACAAUAAUGAUACUGGGAGAGAAUUACCUGUUAUGCAUCACCUACUAAGAGACUUCAAAUCAUCCUUUAUAAAACAAAGAUCAGAAAAAUGUGCUUAACUUUUAUCAAAUCAUCCUCAUUAUAGCUAUCAGAUUUCUUACGGCCUGCGUUCAGAUUCACUCUAAUUUCGCAGCUGCUUAAUAGUCUUGGUCUUAGCUGUCAACUUCAAAUGAUCUGAGCCUCAACUACGAAGCAGCAAAAACCUACACAGCUAAAAACCCACAUAGACUUGGAUGAAUUGCCAAGUGUUUUCAAUCAAUUCUUCAUGAACAG